Messenger RNA from Alosa alosa (allis shad), 1111 nucleotides. RefSeq lists its product as uncharacterized. The transcript is spliced from 6 exons. The record is from RefSeq and is a predicted model, not a curated record. NCBI's taxonomy places the organism in Eukaryota, Metazoa, Chordata, Actinopteri, Clupeiformes, Clupeidae. Bases 380 to 1009 code for a protein of 209 amino acids.
UACACUUCUCGAAGCAGGGGGUUCACGGGGUAACAUCACUAACAUUCACGUGUCAAAUAACCCUUGUCCCGCCCAUCACGCAGUUUUAGCGGAAUUGUUUGCAGUUCAUGCAAACGCAAUAUUUCAGACUAGGAAGUAUUAGCUAGAACACACAGCUUAAAUUUUGCAGGAGCCUAGGCCUACGACUCUGACCUAUGUCUCAUCUCAUAGCCUAACUGCACUUAUUUUUUGUAAUGACGUGCUUAGGCCUAGGCUAUUGUCGAGACUCGUCAAGAUCGGUUGGCUAUUGUAUUAUUAGCUCUUCAAAAGUGAAAGUGAUUCACCCAGUCAGUCAUCAUACAGCAUUCAUUGCUGUUGAAGAGCUAUCCUACACACGGACAUGACUACAAAUUUAGGAAUAAUGCAAGGCCUAGAUGCUGAGGUGACACUGGCAAGUAAACUGUUCAGUUUUCUCUGGGCAAUAGGAAUGAGGACUCCAAUCAUCAAAGGAUUGUUAAUAAAAUUGUCGUCUUUAUAUGGGACAGUGUUGACCAUUUACCUGGAAGUGACAGCUGGGAUCAAAGUGUUCACUGUCCUCACUGGGAACACUCUGGGCUCCCAUGAGAGGUUCAGGAACUGUCUCGCCACUCAGUUGACCCUGACGGAAGUGCCUUCAGUCGAGGACUGUGAUGUCAUCCUGGCUUACUGUCCAAUCGUUUCUCGAGUCGGAACUGACAUUGGGGCAGCACUAUCGGUUAUUCCAGAUUGCCGACCUGCAGUCCUAAUGGUGUUUCACCACACCAAUGACAAAUAUUACAUUGUACCAAACACCAACCGAUUUACUCAAGACAGGGGUAUAUCCACAAUUGACUGCUUGUUCAAUGAUGAUGGACUAUUAAAAGCCCCCCAAAAUAAUGAGGCUUUUAGACUUGCAGUAAAACAUUUGAAACUAUUUCAUAAGGGCCGGCUUCUCCGACUUUUAACCGUCCUUCAGCGCUGGGUAGGCUACAUGCCUUCAGAAGAUCAUUAAUUAUUGGACUUCCACAUGGAUUUCAACUGGGACAUAGUAGUGCUGGGCGGUAUACCGGUUCACACCGUAUACCGGUGUAUAUUUUCGUUAUGAUAUGAAUUU